Molecule: messenger RNA, 207 nt
Organism: Ilex paraguariensis (yerba mate)
Lineage: Eukaryota; Viridiplantae; Streptophyta; Magnoliopsida; Aquifoliales; Aquifoliaceae
Source: the annotation of a GenBank genome assembly
AUGAGGGCAGAGACUGUGGCGGCUCAGGCAGGACCUGAAUCUGUCGAUCUCUUGACCCCAACAUACCAAAUGCAUCAAACAGAGGAUUCAUUUGCUUUCACAGCAUCAUCCUUGCAUUGUACUAUCUUUGACCCUGGAGCCUUGUCUGUUGAUGGAGCUGAAUCGUGUUGUUGGAUCACAAGUACCGAUCUCCCAAGGCCAGAUUAG